Molecule: messenger RNA, 2544 nt
Organism: Exophiala oligosperma
Lineage: Eukaryota; Fungi; Ascomycota; Eurotiomycetes; Chaetothyriales; Herpotrichiellaceae
Exons: 4
Coding region: 1-2544 (847 amino acids)
Biological process (GO): DNA-templated transcription; regulation of DNA-templated transcription
Molecular function (GO): DNA binding; zinc ion binding; DNA-binding transcription factor activity, RNA polymerase II-specific
Source: RefSeq, a predicted model, not a curated record
AUGUCAACAAGUCGUAAGGCCGAAGGCAGGCUGCGAUUUCGAACAGAGUGCGGUUCAGGACAAAGGAAGGUUCGUCAUGCAUGUCAGCGUUGUCGGCGACAGAAGUUGAAAUGUGACACACACCGCCCCUGCACUCUCUGUGCACGAGCGAACGUUGAAUGUCUCCCUACUCGCCCUGAUCCAUGGCGGUCGGAUGUGCACAAUGAAAUGCUGGAAGCCGCCUUAGAGGAACCAGACCUAGCCACUAGGGCUGGAAUGAAACGCAGUCGAACUGCGCAAAUGCGAUCUAUGCCUGCAGUGCACCUGGGGUUAGAAAAUUCGAUGCCGGAGGGUGAAGAUGAACACACGGACAGAGCCACUCCCUCCAUUGGAAAACAAGCAGGGUCUCAUGAUACCGUCUUGAACGAGCAAGAAUUAUGGAACUCAAGUUCCACAAUGGACUUAGUGGAAAAGGCAUUUCACUACCACGAUUCUCGGUCUCCCGAGGCUAGAAUGGUUUCGGCUUUCUCUGGGACACAAGUCGAGGAACCUGAACAUUCUGACACUCUCGUGACCGGAUCCAGAGACAGUGUCGGUUUCUGCACCGCAGGCAGUGUCAAAACUUCAUUCGCCAAACCCCUUCAUCACUUCGCAGUAGAUCUCGUCGCUUGCCUUCCGUCACGGGAGGUGGCAGAUCUCCUCGUGGACACAUAUUUUGACCGAGUUCAUUGGUUUCUGCUGGUCUUCCACCAAGAUGAGUUCCGCCAUAGAUUUGCACAGUUGUACAGAGAUUCACAAGUUCCGGUCACUGUCAAACAAGGCGAAGUUGGAUUUACCAGUACGCUUCUCGCUGUCAUGGCUCUCGCUCUCCAAUAUAUCGGCGAGUAUCGACUUCAACUUUUAUCUCAUUUGAAGGUUGAUGCGCAGAUCUUGCAGGACAAAAUUUUUUCCACGCUACGGACAAGAGUUCUUGAUGUUGUCUCUCUUGGCUCAUUAGAAGCGGUGCAAACUUGCAUAUUACUUGGGAGCUAUUUUCUAUAUCAUGGUGAUCCUGGACUGGCUUGGCCAAUAUGUGGUUGCGCCUUACGGAUCGCACAGGCACUCAAUCUACAUCGACGGCUACCGCUGACCGCGAGCACCCCAGCCUCAGGAACAUCAAAACCUCGCAGGUCAAACGAGGUCCGCAAGCGAUGCUGGUGGGCUGUUUACGAAAUUGAAACUUUCUGCUCCAUGCUUUAUGGCCACCCGCACAGUAUAUUGGAUGCGGAUUGUGAUGUCGAAUUCUUGGAUGCUUCAGCUAAACCGGCAAUGUCUAAGAAUCCACGUUCAUUCAACGAGCCUUUGAGCUGCGAGACUACCCUGCUGUCGUACAAGUACUUCAUGUCCAGAUUAUCCAUCCUUAUUCGAGCCGCCUUAACGGAGCUUUACGGUGUGAACCGAAACUCCCCAAAUGGAUGGAUCUCGGGCGCUGGAGACCAUGCCUCUCGCUUGCAGGUGCUCGUUGAGAAGGUGACUGAGUUGGACAACAGACUCAGUGGAUGGGCAUCCGAAUUGCCAUCUAGACUGCAGCUUCGCAGUGACACACCGAAAGGUCCGAUCUAUGAGUCACUCGCAGAAAUAGACGAAGAUAUUGGUGCGUCUGGUGAGAAACUUGAGUCUUACAUUUUCCAGCUGCAAGCAUUGGCUCUCAAGCUUGCCUAUGAAAAUGCAAGGAUACUGAUACACAGGCCGCUGCUGUCGUACAAAAUGGUCUCACCGCCGACACCAGACUACGGAACGAUUCCCGCUGUACCUGCUCGAUUACCCAACACAGAUCCGUUCCAAUCUUCACUCCUUACCUGUCGAAAUGCAGCACUCGAGACAUCUCGGAUCGGUUCUUUUUCCAUCUUUCGGUUGGCCUCAGGCACGUAUGCGGUUGCUUUCAUCGGCAGUCACCUCCUCACUGCAGGUGUGGCUCUAUGUAUUUUGGCUAGUAUAGACCCACUGAGCAUUUCUUCUCAGGAGUCCAAGAUUGGCAUUCACCGACUAUUGGGAAUGCAAAUGGACCUCAAGAGGAGGUCAGUACUGGCUGCGCAAGGUCUCGAGGUGUUACAAAAAUUGACGAAACUUGUUUUGACCAAAGAACUGGAGAAAAUGCUACAACCAAAAUCCGAUUCACGAUUUGGUGGGACAUACUGUCAGGAGUUGACGACUUCAACCCCAAUGCAGACCGAAGACGGUGGUAGUAUAAGCCAAAAUCAUUCACUCCAACAACCUUCCCCUCAAACCAGUCAGCUUGAUCUAAAUCGGAUGGUCCUUCACCAUCCAGGAAUGGCCACGCAGAGUGCAAGCCAGAGAAGCAACGAUGAUGACAGACCUGAACUUAUGAACUAUGAGUGUUUUGAAGAUCCAAUCGUGACUGCAGCGCUCUUGGAUUUUGAAUCAGCUAUUGCGUCGUCCACCUUUCCUGAUAUCAACAGAAAUACGAACACUGACUCUAAUCAUCAACCAUCCAUCGACGAUUAUUUAGUGGACCCAGAGCAGGCAUGGAUCUGGGCGCCAAAUAAUUUUAACUUGAACUACUAA